This is a messenger RNA of Anoplophora glabripennis (Asian longhorned beetle), 676 nucleotides long. RefSeq names its product dolichol-phosphate mannosyltransferase subunit 1. Bases 55 to 420 code for a protein of 121 amino acids. Gene Ontology annotation, molecular function: dolichyl-phosphate beta-D-mannosyltransferase activity. Gene Ontology annotation, biological process: GPI anchor biosynthetic process; protein O-linked glycosylation via mannose. The transcript is spliced from 3 exons. Lineage: Eukaryota; Metazoa; Arthropoda; Insecta; Coleoptera; Cerambycidae. Gene Ontology annotation, cellular component: endoplasmic reticulum membrane. The record is from RefSeq and is a predicted model, not a curated record.
AGUAUUUCCAGUUAGUAAUCUGUGGCCAAGUAGUUCAGAAGGUGUGGGGGAAUAAUGACAAAAAUGAAAAAUAAAUAUUCUAUACUUUUACCUACCUACAAUGAAGUAGAAAAUCUUCCGAUGAUAAUAUGUCUUUUAGUAAAAUAUAUGAAAAAUAGUGGUUAUAAUUAUGAAAUUAUUAUUAUUGAUGACGGUAGCCCAGAUGGAACAAUGGAAGCGGCUGUACAAUUGCAAGCUAUUUAUGGCAAGGAUAAAAUAUUACUACGACCAAGAGAAAAAAAAUUAGGAUUGGGAACAGCUUAUAUAUAUGGCAUCAAACAUGCCACUGGAAAUUUUAUUAUAAUCAUGGAUGCAGAUUUAAGUCACCAUAUAGCUGUUUAUAGUGGUUUCAAGGCUAUCAUGACCCUUGUUGAUAUUUAAAAUACCAUGGUUUUUUGGGUUAUUAUGUUAAGGCAUAACAAAUUAUGUACCUGGUCACCACCAGUUGCAGACUUACACUGCACUUCCUUAGCAUGAAUCUUCGAUCUGCUCUUAUUGUUUUCUGGCAAGGCUCUGUGGUGGCAGACCGCCAUUAGAACCCAGCUGUUUUUUCUGACCAAUAAAUGUUCAGCAUUUAUAAUCCCUUUUUCAAUUAGAAAAUUUAAUUUUCACAACACACCUUUUUUACAAUCAACUG